CCCCUGGAGCUAUCGAUGCAUCCGCGGAAUCGAGGCUUGUUGAUAAAGAACACGGUCGCCGAAAGGCGAAGGAACGUUUCGUGUAUCGGUAGAGAAAUGAUGGAUUUGUGGUUUGAAUGGGAGGAGAACAACGACGAACACUUCUCCUUUGAGGACAGCGAUAGAUUCGAGGAGGAUUCUCUAUGCUCUUGGAUCUCUGAACCCGAGAGUAUUUGUGCAAACUGGAGAGGAUGGAAGCGCGGUUCGCAGUCUCAAUCUGGUGGACUUUUUCUUGACACCGAAAAGGAAGAAAAUGUCGAGUGUCUAUUAGAGUUGUGCGCUCGCACGGUAGCGAGAAACAUCCCCUUUGAGACUGUAGAGCGUACAUAUUCACACAUACCGGAACAGCUACAGUUAAGAAUUGCGUUUUGGUCGUUUCCCCUCGCGGAAGAUGACAUUCGCUUGUAUUCUUGUUUGGCAAAUGGUUCCUCAGAAGAGUUCCAGAGGGCCGAGCAUCUUGUUCGUGCCAAGGCUGUCAAAGACGCCUUACAGAUAGGUUUUCACUUGAGUGCCACAGUGAACCAGUUGCAGAGUGUCUGCCAGACCAAAGGAAUGUUCAACGUGGCAGUCACCUUUGAUAGGGGCCGGAUAACGUCUUCUAACUGCACCUGUGACCAGACAGCCUCUUGGUGCGCACAUGUGAUUGCUCUGUGCCUAUUCCGUAUUCAUCAUCCCAGCCUGGUUUGUCUGAGAGCCCCCGUAUCAGAGUAUCUUUCACGCCUUGGCCGUGACCAGCUGCAGAAAUUUGCACAAUACCUUAUCAGUGAACUUCCACAACAGAUUCUUCCUACAGCACAAAGGCUUCUUGAUGAGUUGUUAUCCUCACAGGAGUCGGCCAUUAACAAAGUGUCUGGUGCACCAGACCCCACAGCAGGCCCUGCCGAGGCUGACCCUUGCAGAUGGUGGCUUGAUGAGAAAGCACUGCACGAGAGUGUAAGAAAGAUGCUGGCACGAUUCUGUGGACCUGGUCCUUUGAUCUUUAGUGAUGUAAAUGCACUCUAUCUAUCUGCCACAGCUCCCCCAACAGCUGCUGAAUGGUCUAAUUUGCUAAGGCCACUAAGAGGUCGAGAGCCAGAGGGCAUGUGGAACCUACUUUACAUAGUGCGUGAACUGUUCCACCGUGGUGAUGCAAAUGCAGUCAGCCUUCUAUCCAUUCUUACCGAAGAAUGCCUCUCAAAUGAUCAAGUCAUUGUCUGGUGGUUUGACAGCCGCAGUCAGGCAUCCAGCACCCACACCCAUAGAAGUCAUGGCAAUAACUAUCGCACCAACAACAAUGCUGCCAGCACUGAGGCAACCAAGCAUGCAUGUGCUGGCUUCUGCGAUGAGUUGGUGGUGUUGUGGAGGCUUGCGGCACUGAAUCCCCAACUAGGUGACAAUGACAGGGCUGAGAUCAAAACCCAACUUGAGGACUGGCACUCUCGGGCUGUGGCUAAGUCAAGAGCUGGCCAUGGUGGUGGUUUUGCUGCUGCGGUGUCCUGCUUCCUUGGUUUCCAGCCCGCUAUUGAAGCAUGCUCCCUUGACUGGAGUAAUGUAGACUUGGGAUUAAACCCUGGGCGAGCAACAGAGUCGCCAGAGAACACCACGCCAAUGAUGCUAGCAUCUGGACGAGGAAGACUCCCUCAUCACGAUAACCUUCACGAUGACCUUCACACAGUGCAGGCUGAUGCAGCCUAUGGCUUUGACUUGGAGCAGGACGUGGCUCACCUAAACAUUGUGGAAGAUGUAGAUGAACCUACAGAGAAGCCUAAGCCAGCGCCAUCCCCAGUGCCCCUACAAGAUAUUGAAGAAGACCUGGAAGUUCUAUGUGCCCGUGCAGAGGCCCUCCAUGUCCAUGGCUUCUCCUCGGAGGCGAGCAAGCUUGCUAUCAGGCUUGCCAACAAGAUUCUCAGCGAUAACACAAAGCUAGACACCUCAAUGACCCCUGCUGGGCUUAAAAAGCAAGGCGGCACCAGUGGUGCAGUGUCCUUCACCAGUACCACGCUAGUAAAGGCAGCGUUUCUGUGUGGGGUCCUUGCAGAAGACCCUUUGUGUCAUCACCUGGCGUUCAAGGUGGGCAUGCUAGGACUGGAGAUGCCGAGACAGCCUGCAAGAAGCAAGGCAUUAGAGGUAAAGCUAGCCCACCAAGAAGCAGACCUAGUGACUCUCCUAAAGAAACUCCCCCUUGGCGGCGAGGAGCUGAUGGUGGUUCGCGAGAAGGCCAACCUACUCACCCAGUGCAAGCUUAGACGUGAAGCGGUCUUACCCAUCAUGUUAGCUACCUUUGUAUUUGAGAUACUCUGCACACCCAAGGAAAGCAGCAAGAGCCCUGCUGAGAGAGAGGAGAGACGGGUUGACGAGGAGCUGGGCUACAGGGCUGCUGUUUGCGCUUUGGGAAUGAAGCCGAUCGUACUAGAGACGCAUUACCCGAUUCUGUGCGAAGGCAUCAGGCGGCAGCGUGGAGACCUGGCCAUUGCACUACUUCAGCACUGUAAAGAUCAACCAGCGCGCCUCAAGGAAGUCAAACAGGUCCUGCUGGAUAAGAGUCGCUAUGAGGGGCCUGGCUUUCUUAGCGAGCUGGAGAAGGGGCUACUGCAUGUUGAUAAUGAAAACGGCAAGAAGUCUGAGGAGGCUGCUGACGCGGUGCCAAAAAUGCGCGGGGGCUUUGGGGUUCCCCCACCUAGACGUGGAAGUAACGGCCUCAGCUCAUCAAACACAAGCGACAGCGGGACCGAUAGUAGCAGGGGAAGCUCUGGCAACAGUCGUCCCAGGGGAGGCCGAUCAGCACCCGUGAGGCCAUCCCCUAAAGUUACAGUGCCCUCAAACGAAGUGCCCAGAGAUGACGAGAGUGGAAGCUCGAGUGGUGUGGACACAGACUCGGCAGUCAACACAGCGAGCUUACCGAAAACAAACAUGUCAUUAGUUGCUCCUUCUCAGAGGCCAAGGGGACAAGUUAACCGAUCUGCAAGUUGUAGCACGGAAGAGGAGGAUUCUUCCCUCAGUAGAAAUCGAAGAGAGGGGUUCACAUCUGCACCAAAGGCCUUCAAAGGUGCUCAAGGAAGAAGUGCUGCUUUAACAACUCCUUCGCGUGACAUCCAAGUGAGGAGAACGUCUGAUCUUGACGGUUCGGAUAUAGAAAUUGAUAUUGAGGAUACUGGUGAGGAUACAGGAGGAGUAAGCCUAAGUCCCGAACAGGGGCGACAGCAAGCUAACGGGGCUUGUGGGGUUACAGCAAGAAUUGUUGGCAGCACUGUUGGGCUUCCCGCAUACAGCUGUGAGUCCAUGCCAAAGGAUUCUCCUAAAGGAAUUGCAGGAGCAAUGCAGGGAAGAGAAGGCGCUGUUGAAGGUGGUAGCCACACGAUAGGUGCUGCCGGUAACAGCCCCGGGAGAAGUACCGAUUCUGCUGCAACUAGUGAUGUAUCGGAUGGAGCAUUGCAAGGAGAUCGCCCAUCUGCCUCCAUAGCUGGUACCGAGUGUGUUUCAUUGCCUGUACAUCCUGGGGCAGCGGCAGUCAUUCAGGGUGAAGCAUCCGGAGGUGGUGCCUCUUACAGCCGCGACUCCCCAGGUCAGUCAGCCGAAUCGACAGCCAGUACAAGCGCCGAUAACGCAGAUGGGAACCAUAGCCGUCCCAGCAACAGACGUCAUAGGAAUAGACCCCAAAGAAAAAAGAAUGGCAAGAAGGCCGCCAUGAAUCAUGCAACAGAGGCUGAGGCUCACUUUAUGUUUGAGCUUGCCAAGACGGUGCUUACUAAAGCUGGUGGUGGUAGCACAGCAUCGGUGUUCAACCAGGCUAGCAGCAGCGCAAGUCACGUAGGGCCUCACCGCGGCCUUCAGCUCUGUGCCUUUGAGAUUGGACUUUUUGCUCUAGGUUUGCAUAACCGUACCUCUCCUAACUGGCUCUCCCGUACGUACUCUUCUCAUGUCUCUUGGAUCUCACACCAGGCUAUGGAGAUCGGCAGCGUCGCCAUUCAGUUACUCAUCGAGCGUUGGGAGACGAACCUUACGCCAUCAGAGGUAGCAUCCAUAGCCGAUCGUGCAUCGAGAUCAAACGACACAGCGAUGGUGAAGGCGGCAGCUGAGCUAGCACUGUCUUGUCUCCCCAUGGCUCAUAUGUUGAACCCUGGGGAAAUACAGCGUGCACUGACUCAGUGUCGAGAGCAGGAUCCACAGUUGCUGGACAGGGCGUGUCAUGCAGUAGAGAAUGCGGCUCGGGGUGGUGGUGUUUACCCAGAGGUUUUAUUCGAAGUUGCGCGACAUUGGUACUACCUUCACGAGCAGAGCCAAGCUACAACAGCUAGGUCUCACAAGGAUGGAGGGAGGAGUCGAGGGUCCCAGCCCUUAAGGCAGCAACCCCAACCACCUUCUCCCUCCAGCAUACCUACAAAUAUGAACUUCUUGCAACCAAUCCCGCUUGGAGUACAUCCAUCAUACCCCCUCCCUCCGCCGCCAUACGCCACGCCCGAGCAGUACGUCGAGCAGCAAAUGCACCAGCAGGCGCACCAGAUGAUGGGUCACUACCAGAAUGGUGCCUAUCACCCCAGCCCCCACUACGGCUACUCAUUCAACACCAGACCGUUGCACGGAAAUCAGUUCCAGUUUUCUAGCGCGUACAAUGGGCUUCCGCCGCCUUACCAUGUUUACCAGCCGCCUCCGAGUCCAACCAUUUGCGUCAGCCAGCUCUCAAGGUCGCUCAGCCAAACGCCGACUGGCCCUGUGCCUUACUACCUGAACAAUGCUUACCGAGUCGGCAUGCUCGCGCUCGAGUCGCUCUCGCGUCGGACGCCCGACGACAGACCGAGCGUGAAAUUCUCACGAAGUCCUCCUUGCAGCGAGGAAAUCAAAUGGCUGUGCACGCUGUCGGCGAGACUCGGUACGUCGUACUUACAGCGGUUUUGCGUGUCUUGCUUGGACGCGGUCGUGAGUCCGUUUGUACUGCAUGAGCUGGCACUGGACGCAGCCCGGCACCUUGCGCGGUCCAACCCCGCGCAGUUAGCUAUUAACUUACGCUCUCCUAAUAUUAGUCCGCUAGUGCAGAAGAGCUUGACCAUGUAUGCUCAGUGCAUACGUUAUAAUCUGAUACACAUUAAUCAGUCGGAUUAUGAUGACUUUGUGGAGUUAUUACGGCACGCGAGAGGUGCCUUCUGUAUGGUUCCCGGCGCGAUGACACAGUUCAAUGAAUUACUGCAAAGCAUCCGAAGAGGUUACCCUAAGAAAAAGGACUUGUGGCAGAUGAUAAUGACAGGACUAGCGAAAGCCUGAGCCAGGCUUUAAUCUGCUAAGGGGCACCCCUUGAAGAAAUAUAGGCAGGUUAGGAACAUAAAUGGCCGUCAAUUACAGCAGUCAGCUUGCUUAACAGAUCAGAGUGGCUGUAUACGAAUGGAUAGUCUGAGGUGUAUUUCGCCACAAAAAAAUCAGAAAAUGCCCCUGCUUGGGGUAAGCCCGGUGUUAGGGUUAUAUCUCGAAAAGGUAAGAUUAAGAUCUUAAGACAGACAUAUCAAAAGUAUUAUUCAGGAAUGUGUUAUUCGUGUAGAUGACUGGAGAGUUACGGAUAUUGGAGUUUACAAACUUAAAUUUAAUGAGAGAUUUACAGUUAAAAUGGCUUUAGCAUUGUGCUUAGGCAAUUGGAUAUUUACGAUUUUGUUUUCUUUUUGAUACAAGAGCCACAUUGUGUUGGAGAUAACAGCCCGGGAAACGAAAAAAAAAAAUAAUAAAGGGAAAGGAAGUGGUGGAAAAAGGCAAGAACUUUUUUUUUCUUUGAAAACACCAGGAGAAUCGGAGAGUGUACGAGGUGGGGCGAGUUAGAAAAGUAUACUAGUCUCAUAGGAAUAUGAAGAGGCAGUAAGGGCGAGGCUUGAGGGAGGGGGUGGAGGUAGAGGAGGUUCUUGGAAGACCAGGGGUAAAGAGGAUGGCUGGAUUGGAUAGUUAUUAACAUUUAGGCAUAGUUAUUGAAGAUAAUACAAGAGGCUAAUAUUGUCACAAAUUAAUAUAUUUCAAUGAGGAAAAAAAAAAGAAGCUUCUUAGUAAA
Molecule: messenger RNA, 6040 nt
Organism: Nematostella vectensis (starlet sea anemone)
Lineage: Eukaryota; Metazoa; Cnidaria; Anthozoa; Actiniaria; Edwardsiidae
Product: zinc finger SWIM domain-containing protein 8
Exons: 10
Coding region: 16-5274 (1752 amino acids)
Cellular component (GO): Cul2-RING ubiquitin ligase complex
Molecular function (GO): zinc ion binding
Source: RefSeq, a predicted model, not a curated record